AUGAAUAAAAAUGUGAAAAAUGUAAGAGUAGAUAGAAUUGCAAAUUUAAUCCAAGAGUAUGACAUUGAACAAGUUAUACACAUCAAAGGUCGUGAAAAUUGCCUGGCCGAUUAUUUAUCCAGAUAUCCAGGAGUAGAAGAUGAUGAAUUAAAUGAUAUCGAAUAUGGGCUUGAAAAACAAAUGUUCAGUACAAUGAAAACAACUAUGAUUUUAAUUCGGAUCCUGAUUCGUUCAUUACAGCUGGAAACAGCGCGUGAAACUAACUCCGAACUGAGUGAAGGAAAUGUACAAAAAUCUGAUGAUGAAGGAGAAGAACCAAUUCCACAAAUUAUACCAAAAAACUUCUCUUCUAAGCAUUUUGAUAUAACUAUUUUAAAAACUGAACAACAGCAUGAUCCAGCUAUUCAACAAAUAAUUCAAAAUUUAAAUAAUCACCCAGAUUUCACCAUGAAAGACGGAAUUAUAUAUAAAUUAUUGAAUAGAAUACACAAUACUGGAACCAAAACACAAAUUGUGUAUCUACCUACGUCAAUGAUCAAACCAUUACUCUAUGCAGUUCAUAAUGAUCCAAUGACUGGUGGUCAUUUUUCAACUGACAGAACAUUUGAUAAAAUAAAAAAUAAAUUUUGGUGGCCGAACAUGAAAAAUUCCAUCUCAUUACAUGUCCAGGCUUGUCUAGAAUGCCAAGUACACAAUAUCAAUCGUCAAAAACGUUUCUGUAAAUUUCUGUAA
Molecule: messenger RNA, 732 nt
Organism: Didymodactylos carnosus
Lineage: Eukaryota; Metazoa; Rotifera; Eurotatoria; Philodinida; Philodinidae
Source: the annotation of a GenBank genome assembly